Messenger RNA from Coffea arabica (coffee), 726 nucleotides. NCBI's taxonomy places the organism in Eukaryota, Viridiplantae, Streptophyta, Magnoliopsida, Gentianales, Rubiaceae. The record is from RefSeq and is a predicted model, not a curated record.
AUGUACGAUGCCUCUACAGACCCGGAGGACCACCUUUCGGUCUUCUUGACGCAUAUGCGCCUGCAAACCACCGCGGAUGAGGUCCGCUGCAAGACCUUCCCUAUGUUCCUAAAGGGGAAGGCACGGCUCUGGUUCCAGGGGCUGAAACCGGGGUCUAUACGGAGCUUUCCUGAGCUGGCCCGGCAGUUUGCAGCCCAGUUCGUCUCCUCGAAGGUCUACGCGAGGAACGCAACUCACCUGAUGUCCAUCAGACAGAGGCCCGAUGAGUCGCUGAGGAAUUUCAUGACCCGUUUCAACGCGGAGAGCCUGCAGGGUAGAGGAGCUCUUCUACGACCUGGCCAAGAAGCCUCCGUAAACCUGGAGGAGCUCUUACGCAGGGCGCAUGAGGCCGCUAAUGCGGAGGAGGCAGGUCGUCUGAAGAAAGAAUCAGAUCGGGAGCUAGGAGAUCGGAAAGAUCGGAAAACCCCCCAGAGGCAAGGGUCCCGCCAAGAGAAACGUCUUCGACCGGCUCUCGAAGGAGAAGACCCCUGCUCUGCCACCACUCCCAGAGAAGACCUACACCCCUCUAACACGGCCCAGAACCCAGAUCUUGGUGGUUAUGAGGCGGAAGGACUGGGAGAUAGGCCGCCCAAGAUGGGGAAGCCCGGAACAAAAGGAACCAGGAAAGGUACAGCGCCUUUCACCGCGACUCGGGCACGACACGGAGGGAUGCUGGGCCCUGCGUAA